Aspergillus campestris IBT 28561 is the source of this 525-nucleotide messenger RNA. RefSeq lists its product as uncharacterized. The coding region runs from base 1 to 525 and encodes 174 amino acids. The record is from RefSeq and is a predicted model, not a curated record. Lineage: Eukaryota; Fungi; Ascomycota; Eurotiomycetes; Eurotiales; Aspergillaceae. Gene Ontology annotation, molecular function: RNA binding; RNA nuclease activity. The transcript has 3 exons.
AUGAAAUUCAUCGACAUCCUGGGUUUGGCUGCUUGGGCGACGGUCGCUUCUGCUCUUGCGGCCAACAAUGGCUCUGAUAUUCGGAAGUUGCCCGCUAAAGAUGCGAUUAUUGAUUGUGAUGGCUAUCCCUACGUAUCUACAAGACCACCACUAAUGUUCGUGACAGGCCCCGACAAAUACUCCGGCACAGCUGUAACCGCCGCCGCCGAACAAGCCUGGAGAAUGUGGCUGAAGGGCGAAAAGAAGGGCCACGACGACAACAUCCCCGACGCGCAGUACCCGCACAACAGCAUCCCGCUGCAGUUCGGCGACCACUUCAAAAACGACUGCGACAACGACGCGGACACCGUGAUCCAGUUCCCUAUUAUCGGAGACGGUGUGUAUGAUGGGAGCCAGGAGCAGGGGAUGGAUCGGGUUGCGUUGAAGGAUUUGGGGGAUAAGAGGUCGGCGGUGUUUUGCGGGUUGGUUACUGAGCGGGAUGCGGAUGAGGCAUCGCGUGGUAUCUUGCAGUACCGUAUGUGCUGA